This is a messenger RNA of Microtus oregoni (creeping vole), 4384 nucleotides long. It is a transcript of the gene Harbi1, whose product is annotated as harbinger transposase derived 1. The record is from RefSeq and is a predicted model, not a curated record. The transcript is spliced from 3 exons. NCBI's taxonomy places the organism in Eukaryota, Metazoa, Chordata, Mammalia, Rodentia, Cricetidae. Bases 257 to 1306 code for a protein of 349 amino acids.
CCGGUAACCGUGCCGCUGCGGCGAUCUCGUGCCAGCCGCCGCCGACUCCGGGUGCCCGAGCAGUCAGGCUGGUAUUUUGCUCUUUUGAGACAAGGUCUCUCUGUGUAACUCAGGGUUACAGGGAUUAGAAGGAAGAAGGUUUUAGAUGCCAGAGCCGUUUAACCGAUGGUUUAGCUGUUGAAUUCUGACACUUCUUUUGCCAACCUGUUCGUUGGGAAAAAUUCAGAAAAAACAGACGUGUAUAUCUACAUCGGCUAUGGCUAUACCAAUAACAGUGCUUGACUGUGAUCUCUUGCUGUAUGGCCGAGGUCACCGGACCUUGGACCGUUUUAAACUGGAUGAUGUGACUGAUGAAUAUUUGAUGUCCACGUAUGGAUUUCCACGACAGUUCAUUUACUACUUAGUGGAACUCUUGGGGGCAAGUCUUUCUCGACCUACUCAGCGAUCUAGGGCUAUUAGCCCAGAAACUCAGAUCCUGGCAGCAUUGGGCUUCUAUACCUCAGGCUCCUUCCAGACUCGGAUGGGAGAUGCAAUCGGAAUUAGUCAAGCCUCCAUGAGCCGAUGUGUUGCCAAUGUCACUGAGGCCCUCGUGGACAGGGCCUCACAGUUUAUUCACUUUCCAGCGGAUGAGGCCGCCGUCCAGUCUCUGAAGGAUGAGUUCUGUGGGCUGGCAGGGAUGCCGGGAGUCAUAGGGGUGGUUGACUGUAUCCACGUGGCAAUCAAGGCACCGAAUGCUGAAGACCUCUCUUAUGUGAACCGCAAGGGUCUGCAUUCUUUGAACUGUCUGGUGGUGUGUGACAUCAGAGGGGCACUAAUGGCUGUGGAGACACGCUGGCCAGGUAGCCUCCAGGACUGUUCCGUGCUACAGCAGUCUUCUCUAUGCAGUCAGUUUGAAACUGGGAUGCAUAAAGAUAGCUGGCUUCUUGGUGACAGUUCCUUCUUUCUCCGCACCUGGCUCAUGACUCCACUUCGUGUUGCUGAAACCCCAGCAGAGUAUCGCUAUAACAGGGCCCAUUCUGCAACCCACAGUGUGAUUGAGAAGACUUUGCGAGCCCUCUGCUCUAGGUUCCGAUGCCUGGAUGGAUCGAAGGGAGCACUGCAGUACUCGCCGGAGAAAUCCAGCCACAUCAUCUUGGCUUGUUGUGUCCUUCAUAACAUUUCCCUGGAACACGGGAUGGAUGUUUGGUCCUCUCCAGUGAUCGGACCCAUUGAACAGUCACCUGAGGGCGAGUGUGAGCUAAUGGAGUCCCUGGAUUUGGAGGCUGACCGAAUCCGGCAGGAACUAAUGCUCACUCACUUCAGCUAGUGUGGAAGGUAGAAGAAGGAGACUUUCUCCUUAUCAGCCCAUCACCAGGUUCUGGCAUCCAGUGAGACUGAAUGUGCACACUUGCCAUAAAUUAACAUUCAGUGUUUUAGAAGGGCAGGAGGUGGGGGAAAGCAUGCCAGCAGAUGUCAGUCAACUAGACCGAAACGAGACAAUGUUUCCCUGAUGUGCGGUGAGGCCACGCCGGGCACCACUCUGUUUCCCUGGUGUGCAGUGAGGCCUCGCCGGGCACCACUCUGUUUCCCUGGUGUGCAGUGAGGCCACGCCGUGCUCCACUGUUUCCCUGGUGUGCGGUGAGGCCACGCCGGGCACCACUCUGUUUCCCUGGUGUGCAGUGCAGUGAGGCCACGCCGUGCACCACUCUGUUUCCCUGGUGUGCAGUGAGGCCUCGCCGGGCACCACUCUGUUUCCCUGGUGUGCAGUGAGGCCUCGCCGGGCACCACUCUGUUUCCCUGGUGUGCAGUGAGGCCACGCCGUGCUCCACUGUUUCCCUGGUGUGCGGUGAGGCCACGCCGGGCACCACUCUGUUUCCCUGGUGUGCAGUACAGUGAGGCCACGCCGUGCACCACUGUUUCCCUGGUGUGCGGUGAGGCCACGCCGGGCACCACUCUGUUUCCCUGGUGUGCAGUGCAGUGAGGCCACGCUGUGCACCACUGUUUCCCUGGUGUGCGGUGAGGCCACGCCGGGCACCACUCUGUUUCCCUGGUGUGCAGUGCAGUGAGGCCACGCCGGGCACCACUCUGUUUCCCUGGUGUGCAGUGAGGCCACGCUGGGCACCACUGUUUCCCUGGUGUGCAGUGCAGUGAGGCCACGCUGGGCACCACUCUGUUUCCCUAAUGUGCAGUGCAGUGAGGCCACACCGGGCACCACUGUUUCCCUGGUGUGCAGUGCAGUGAGGCCACGCUGGGCACCACUCUGUUUCCCUAAUGUGCAGUGAGGCCACGCCGUGCACCACUCUGUUUCCCUGGUGUGCAGUGCAGUGAGGCCACGCCGUGCACCACUGUUUCCCUGGUGUGCAGUGAGGCCACGCCGGGCACCACUGUUUCCCUGGUGUGCAGUGCAGUGAGGCCACGCUGGGCACCACUCUGUUUCCCUAAUGUGCAGUGCAGUGAGGCCACGCCGGGCACCACUGUUUCCCUGGUGUGCGGUGAGGCCACGCCGGGCACCACUGUUUCCCUGGUGUGCAGUGCAGUGAGGCCACGCUGGGCACCACUCUGUUCCCCUAAUGUGCAGUGAGGCCACGCCGUGCACCACUCUGUUUCCCUGGUGUGCAGUGCAGUGAGGCCACACCGUGCACCACUCUGUUUCCCUGGUGUGCAGUGAGGCCUCGCUGGGCACCACUCUUUACUGUUCUCUGGCUGCAACUGUAAAACCGUAGUAAAGGAGAACAGCACAUAACCAAAGCAUUUGUUGUUCUGGAGAUCUCAAAUGAAAACAAUGUUUUUCCUGAUUUCUUCAUUUCCUCCCUCCUUCCUUUCUCCCCUCCCUCCCUCCACCCUUCUUUUCUUGCUAGUUAGUUUGAGACUUUUCUUCUCAAAACUGAUAGCACAGACUGCCCUGGUGCUCACUACAUUGCCCAGGUUGGCCUGGCCCUUGUAACAGCCCUCCUUCUUCAGCCUCCCAGGUGCUGGGUGACAGGUGUACGAAUGACAUCAUGCCUGGUACCCUGAUUCUGCCUGGUGACAGGUGUACGACAUCGUGCCUGGUACCCUGAUUCUGCCUGGUGACAGGUGUAUGAACGACAUCAUGCCUGGUACCCUGAUUCUGCCUGGUGACAGGUGUACAUCAUCGUGCCUGGUACCCUGAUUCUGCCUGGUGACAGGUGUACGACAUCAUGCCUGGUACCGUGAUUCUGCCUGGUGACAGGUGUACGACAUCGUGCCUGGUACCCUGAUUCUGCCUGGUGACAGGUGUACAUCAUCGUGCCUGGUACCCUGAUUCUGCCUGGUGACAGGUGUACGAACGACAUCAUGCCUGGUACCCUGAUUCUGCCUGGUGACAGGUGUACAACAUCAUGCCUGGUACCCUGAUUCUGCCUGGUGACAGGUGUACGAACGACAUCAUGCCUGGUACCCUGAUUCUGCCUGGUGACAGGUGUACAACAUCAUGCCUGGUACCCUGAUUCUGCCUGGUGACAGGUGUACGACAUCAUGCCUGGUACCGUGAUUCUGCCUGGUGACAGGUGUACAACAUCAUGCCUGGUACCCUGAUUCUGCCUGGUGACAGGUGUAUGACAUCAUGCCUUGAACCCUGAUUCUGCCUGGUGACAGGUGUACGAACGACAUCGUGCCUGGUACCCUGAUUCUGCCUGGUGACAGGUGUACAUCAUCGUGCCUGGUACCCUGAUUCUGCCUGGUGACAGGUGUACGUCAUCAUGCCUGGUACCCUGAUUCUGCCUGGUGACAGGUGUACGACAUCAUGCCUGGUACCCUGAUUCUGCCUGGUGACAGGUGUACGACAUCAUGCCUGGUACCCUGAUUCUGCCUGGUGACAGGUGUACGUCAUCGUGCCUGGUACCUGAUAUUUUGUUUCUCACCUUUGCUGUCUACAUGGGCAAAUAGAAUGACUUUAGUUGAGGAAUAAUCUAAGUGAACACUUGCCUAGCGAGUGUGAAGUACUGAUUCCUAGAACUGAGAAGAAAGGAACUGCUAGUCUGCAUUUGCAAGAUGUUCUGAAGAGGACAUUAAGGACAGUGGGAAGCCGCCAUCCUGAGUGUGCCAGCACUAAUUGGACUAUGAUUUGGAUCUAGUUCCUGGGGGGACAUCUGAACUCCAGUCUCCUAGUUCACUCUUGAGUCAGAGUUAGAGGACAAAUGGGAGUAAAGACGAUAAUUUAAAUAUAGUUAAAACACGUUUAUACUUUACAGAGAAUCGAAAGACCCUGGCAGUUCAACAAGAGAUUCCCACAAGUUUACAAAAUUUCAUAUCUGACUAGACUACUUUUGGGGGGUAGGGGAUUGAGACAGGGUUUCUCUAUAGCUUUGGAGCUUGUCCUGGAUCUAGUUCUGUAGACCAGGCUGGCCUCAAACUCACAGAGAUCCACCUGUCUCUGCCACCCAUG